AGGUACGGCUCAUAUGUACCUGUGUUUCGCACACCGUGGCACUUGAGCGCGCCCCCUUUGCAUCUACUCCCCAGCUAUCCGUGUGUCGCGCAGACUGCUUGCCAGCAGAUGCGGGUCUCAGACAUCUUCUUUGGUCUGUUCUAUCCCAAGCCGACAUCAUGAGCGCGCCAGCCAACUGUAUCGCUGGCUACCGGCUUGCUAUUCGCACGCGGGGCAGCCGCCGUGGCCUCAAGCCAUGUGCCUCCUUCUUCAACCUCCGGGCAACACCAGUCCUGCAGCAUGAAGUCCAUUCCAAACAUCUCAACCAACCAGCUGCGGGUAUUCGGAGUUUGGCCCGUCUGCGUCCGUUGAGCCUGCAGCAGCGUGUCACGAAGAUCCCCAGUACAGCCGUUACGCGCCACGCGUCCCAUGCUGCAGCGGAGCCGCACGACGAAGAGAUUCCUACCUCACCGCCAUUCAGUGCUGGACCGUACGCCAACUUGACUAUCGGUGUCCCCAAGGAGAGCUAUCCAGGCGAGCACCGAGUCGCCAUUACACCUCAAAAUGUCAAACUCUUGCUCAAGAAGGGCUUUUCCAGGGUCCUCAUCGAGCGCGGCGCUGGAGCCGAAGCCCAAUUCACAGACGAAGCGUACGAGCAGGCUGGCGCCAAGACUGUUGAUCGCAGGAGCGUCUUUUCUGAAGCCGAUAUCAUGCUGAAAGUCAGACCUCUUAGUGUUGAAGGAGAAGACAGUGAAGUCGAUGCUAUCCGUGAGGGUGCAACUAUCAUCUCAUUUCUCUAUCCCGUUCAGAAUAAGCAUGUCGUGGACCGUAUUGCAUCGCGCAAAGCUACUGCAUUCGCCAUGGACAUGGUCCCGCGUAUAUCACGUGCGCAGGUGUUUGACGCGCUGAGCUCCAUGGCCAACAUUGCUGGGUACAAGGCCGUCCUAGAAGCUUCAAAUCAUUUCGGACGCUUUCUUACGGGACAGACAACCGCUGCAGGAAAGAUCCCGCCUUGUAAAGUCCUCGUCAUUGGCGCUGGUGUAGCAGGAUUGAGUGCCAUUGCAACUGCACGACGCAUGGGCGCCAUUGUGCGUGGUUUCGACACUCGCUCAGCAGCUCGCGAGCAGGUUCAAUCUCUUGGUGCUGAAUUCAUCGAAGUCGAACUCGAGGAGGACGGUUCUGGAGCCGGUGGAUAUGCCAAAGUGAUGUCCAAGGAGUUCAUUGAAGCCGAGAUGAAGUUGUUCUACGAGCAGUGUCGCGAGGUCGACAUUGUCAUCACGACCGCUUUGAUUCCUGGAAGACCGGCCCCGAAGCUGAUUACCAAACAAAUGCUAGGAGCUAUGCAUCCGGGAUCAGUGGUCGUGGAUCUUGCAGCUGAGGCUGGUGGCAAUUGCGAAGCGACUGAACCAGGGAAGUUGACCAAAUACAAGGACGUUACCAUCAUUGGCUACACCGAUCUUCCAUCUCGUCUACCCACUCAGUCCUCUACACUCUACUCUAACAACGUUACUAAGCUACUACUCUCACUCGUACCUAAGGAUAAGAAAGACAAGUACUACGAUGUCGAUCUUACUGAUGAAGUCACGCGUGGUUCCAUCGUCACGUACGACGGAAAGAUUCUCCCGACUGCUCCCCGACCUGCGCCCCCGCCUGCACAGGCCAAAGCAGCGCCUUCUCCAGCGGAUCAAGUUGCGAACAUCGUUGCUCUCACACCAUGGCAAACUCAAUCCCGCCAAGUCGCGACCGUCACUGCCGGAAUGACUGCUGCCCUCGCCCUCGGCAAAUACACUUCGCCCCUAUUCAUGUCGAACGCCUUCACGUUUGCUCUGGCAAGUCUGAUUGGAUAUCGCGUCGUCUGGGGUGUUGCUCCUGCCCUGCAUUCGCCGCUCAUGAGUGUCACCAAUGCAAUCUCCGGCAUGGUUGGUAUUGGAGGUCUCUUUGUUAUGGGAGGCGGUUACUUCCCAGGAACCAUUCCUCAAACUCUUGGUGCGCUCUCUGUCUUGCUCGCGUCUGUCAAUGUCGCAGGAGGCUUCGUCAUCACCAAGCGCAUGCUAGACAUGUUCAAGCGCCCAACCGAUCCACCCGAAUUCCCAUGGCUUUAUGCAGUACCAGCCGUCUUGUUCGGUGGAGGCUACGUUGCAGCUGUAUCCACUGGAAUGGCUGGUCUUGUACAGGCGGGUUAUCUUGUCAGCAGCGUCCUUUGUGUGGCUUCCCUCUCUGGACUGGGUUCCCAGGUUACGGCCCGCCGAGGUAAUUUGCUGGGUAUACUAGGUGUCAUGUCUGGUAUCUUGGCUUCUUUGGCUGCGGUCGGCUUCACGCCUGACGUGCUCGCUCAAUUCGCUGGAGUGGCUGCUAUUGGUACCAUUGCCGGUCUGGCCAUCGGCCGACGAAUUACCCCAACCUCACUCCCGCAGACAGUUGCUGCACUGCAUUCGGUAGUCGGCCUCGCAGCUGUGUUGACUAGUAUUGGUAGCGUCCUCGGCCAUUCCGGAGACAUCUCCACCCUGCAUCUGGUCAGUGCCUAUCUUGGUGUCCUCAUUGGUGGUAUAACUUUCACGGGAAGCAUUGUCGCUUUCUUGAAACUGGCUGCGAAGAUGUCCUCCAAACCGUUGGUGCUUCCUGGCCGCCAUCUCGUUAACGGCACGCUUUUGGGUGCGAACUUUGCCACGUUGGGAGCCUUCCUAGCAUAUGCUCCUGGAGCACCUAUGAUUGGCGCUGCCUGUUUGAUCGGCAACGCAGUACUCAGCUUCAUCAAAGGAUACACCACUACAGCGGCGAUUGGUGGUGCCGACAUGCCCGUCGUCAUUACGGUUCUGAACGCGUAUUCGGGGUUCGCACUUGUGGCCGAGGGCUUCAUGUUGGAUAAUUCUCUACUGACCACGGUCGGUGCCCUGAUAGGUGUAUCGGGCUCUAUCCUGUCGUACAUCAUGUGUGUGGCCAUGAACCGAUCGAUUACGAACGUCUUGUUCGGCGGCAUAGCUUCGACGCCUCAAACCCAGACCAAGAUCGAGGGUGAAAUUACCAAGACCACCGCAGAUGAGGCAGCGGAGGUAUUGGUGAAUUCCGAGAAUGUCAUUAUAGUCGUCGGCUACGGAAUGGCAGUCGCAAAAGCGCAGUAUGCCAUCUCUGACUUCGUCGCAGCUCUGCGUGCCAAAGGCAUAAACGUUCGCUUCGCCAUCCAUCCUGUCGCCGGCCGCAUGCCAGGACAGUGUAACGUGCUGCUCGCCGAGGCCAACGUGCCCUACGACAUUGUGUUGGAGAUGGACGAGAUCAACGACGACUUCCCCGAGACAGAUGUCACACUCGUCAUCGGUGCAAACGAUACUGUCAAUCCGAUCGCACUAGAGCCUGGUUCCUCCAUUGCUGGCAUGCCGGUCCUGCACGCGUGGAAGAGCAAGAACGUGAUCAUCAUGAAGAGAGGUAUGGCAAGUGGGUAUGCGGACGUGCCAAACCCCAUGUUCUACAUGGAGAACACGAAGAUGCUGUUCGGCGAUGCGAACGACAGCUGCAACGCCAUCAAACGCGCUCUUGAAGAGAAGCUCAAGGGUCUCUGAGCUCGGGGACGGGUCUGCAAUAUUGGCGUUACAUCUGCUACCUAUAAUUGCUGAAUUACAUAUGAUCUCAGCACAAGCCCUGCCUCCGAAAUGCUUUCGAGUCUGAUGUUCCCGCCGGGAAAUAACGUUGACGUUUUCGCGUUGC
Molecule: messenger RNA, 3678 nt
Organism: Boeremia exigua
Lineage: Eukaryota; Fungi; Ascomycota; Dothideomycetes; Pleosporales; Didymellaceae
Product: NAD(P) transhydrogenase mitochondrial precursor
Exons: 9
Coding region: 159-3533 (1124 amino acids)
Biological process (GO): NADPH regeneration; proton transmembrane transport
Cellular component (GO): mitochondrial inner membrane
Molecular function (GO): NADP binding; NAD binding
Source: RefSeq, a predicted model, not a curated record